This is a messenger RNA of Pygocentrus nattereri (red-bellied piranha), 3006 nucleotides long. RefSeq names its product active breakpoint cluster region-related protein. Gene Ontology annotation, cellular component: membrane. Gene Ontology annotation, molecular function: GTPase activator activity; guanyl-nucleotide exchange factor activity. Lineage: Eukaryota; Metazoa; Chordata; Actinopteri; Characiformes; Serrasalmidae. The record is from RefSeq and is a predicted model, not a curated record. The transcript has 22 exons. Gene Ontology annotation, biological process: signal transduction; positive regulation of GTPase activity. Bases 149 to 2617 code for a protein of 822 amino acids.
CGCAUUCGUUACGCUCACUGGUUCUCCGGGCUGCAGACACAUAUACUCGGGGCCUGUGAUGUGAAAGCGACCAGAACAGACAGAGACACUGACCGACGCGUUGCUGCAGUUUUCGAGCCCGCAUUCUUCUCGGACAGUGGAGCUGGACAUGGAGCUUUACUCAGAGGCGCUGCAGUACCUCGCAUCCCAUGGUCUACCUGCAAUGGAAGAGGAGGAGGAGGCUGUAGAUUCAGACCUGUUGCAGGACGUGUUCAGUGAUGACACAGGCUGGGUUCCUAACAGCACUGAGGUCCCCGGUCUUCCAGACACACCGACCUACAGAAGCCCAGAGGACCUACUGGAGAAGAGGCUGCUGUUGCUCAGAGAGAUUUUAAUCAGUGAAGAGGUCUACCUGUCUGAGCUGGAGACACUGCUCACGCCUAUGAAGGCUCUGAGGGCCUCAGCUGGUACGUCUCAGCCCGUGUUGUCUAUAGAGCAGGUCCAGAUAGUGUUCUACCAGCUGCCGGAGCUCAGAGAUCUCCAUAAAGAAUUCCACAGUGGCCUCAGGGCCAGACUACAGUCUGUGGACAUGGAACCAGGUAUACCUGUACAGCUACAGCAGAGAGACCUUCAGCUGUCUGUGGGAGACCUCUUCCUGAAGUUUGUGAGCCAGUUAGGACUGUACAGAGGGUUUAUUGAUAAUUACGAGAGCGCGGUUCAGAUCGUGAGGAAGAGCACCCAGUCAAACCCACGAUUCCGAGUCCUUGCUGAGAGCAUGAUGUACAGCAAAGGGUCAGAUGGCUUUAGAACUAAGUACACCUUUGAAGCUCUCCUCUACAAGCCUCUGGACAGGGUGACGAAGACUACUUUAGUGCUACAUGAUCUUCUGAAACACACACCAUGUGAUCACCAUGACAGUAACCUGCUACAAGAAGCUCUCCGUGUCUCCAGCAGUUUCCUGUCUGGGGUCAAUGAGGGGUCACAGCAGAAGAGAGCUGUCACUCUCAGCAGAGGAGAGAGACGGCAGCUAGUGCGUGAUGGUUUUGUGGUGGAUGUCUGUGAGGGUGGACGGAGCCUUAGACACCUGUUUCUUUACACAGACCUACUGCUAUGUGUCAAACUGAAGGGUGGGACUAUGGGGAGGCAGCUUCACUACAGGUUUUGUUGGUAUAUGCCACUAGCGGGAUUAAAGAUGCACUGGGCAGCAGAGCAGGACCCAUCAGCUGACCUUCAGCUUAAAAUCAGUAACAUGAGAGCAAAGAUGUUUCACUGCAGACGCAUGCUUCAAGAGUAUAUGAGAGAGAGUAAAGGGUCUGUUUCUCGUGCUGCUGAUCGCUGUAGAAGAAAGCUUGAAGCCUGUGAGCUUUGGCUUCUCACACACACCCCUUCUUUCAUCUUAGAGUUACAUAGCCCUAACAGCAAGAGUCACAUAAUCCAUUUAUCUUCUCUACAUGAGCUUGAUGAGUGGAGAGAGGCGAUAAGCAAACACAAAACAGAGGACCUUGAAACAGUGCUGCCGGACUUACUCUCUCUAGCCAACUCUUGUGUCAAAUUGAGAAUGACACAACAGCUGCCUCUUUGCUGCCUUCAGCCUGAAAAAGUGAAUAGCAUGUGUGGGAGCCUGAGCGUGGUUGUGCAUACAGCCUGUGGUUUACAGCAGCCUGCAAGUGUCUAUGUGUGUGUUGAAGUUGAUGGCUUUGAGAUUUUUGACAGAAGGGCACAGACAUGUCUUUCCUCUUACAGUUUGACACCACAGUGGGACCAGGAGUUGGUGCUUCAGGUGGAUGGAGCUCAGCAUCUGCGACUGCUGUGUCUCUCUCAGUCUCAGGAGGAUAUCAUGGGCAGAGCAACCUUACAGUUGGAUUCUCUCGAUAUGCUAAAGAAGUGGAAGAAAAUGACCUUGAAUUUGGGCCUGAUAGAGGUGAUCAUAUCAAUUAAAUACACACCCCACCCCCUGGAGCCACCCAGCUUCACUCCACUCCAGCAGAAGACUGUUUUCUCUGUGCUAAUUGGAGAUGUAGCAAGACAGGAGGGUGUGCUGGUGCCUCAUAUAGUGCGCUCCUGUGUGGAGGAGAUUGAGAGGAGAGGACUGGAAGAGGAGGGUAUCUACAGAAUCUCAGGAGCUAGCAGAGAGAUUCAAGCUCUCAAACAUGCAUUUGACACAAAUUACUGGGAGGCUGUAAGUAAGGUGAGAAGUGUGGAUGUGAAUACAGUUUCUGGAACUCUCAAGCUGUACUUUAGAGAACUGCCUGAGCCUCUCAUUCCUACUGACCAUUUCCAGAGUCUAUCCAAAGCACUGGCAGACCUGGCUGACCCGUACCACAGAGCCGAAAUGAUGCUGUCUGAGCUACAGUCCUUCCCUGACGUAAACCGCAACACCCUUCUCUUCCUAUUACAUCACCUCAAACGGGUUGCACAGAAAGCAGAGCAGAAUAAGAUGUCUCUCAGUAAUCUGGCCACAGUGUUUGGCCCCAGUCUCUUGCGCUCCCCAGUGGCCAGUCUUAAUCAUUGUGGCCCACCAGUGGACAUCUCUCAGGAGGUCGAAGUUCAGGUCCAAGUAAUUUACCUCUACCUCCAGAAUCAGAAUCUUCCAGAAGCUGUCACUACCAAACUGCUAGAAACAGAAGAAGAACCAUGACAGUGUUCCUCAGGGAUGAGGUCAGCUAAGAAUGCUUCAUCCUAUUGCUGGAUUCCAGCAGGAAUCCAUAAGUGCUAUUGUAUUGGGUAUGAUGGUACUAUGCUGAUGUAGUGCAAAGCUAGCCAAUGGAGGAUGUGUCUUGGGUUAUGUAUACAAAACUGAGCAUUUAGUUGUUGGAUAGACAGAGGACUUGUGUUGGCCCAGACCCUUUGACUUUUAAAGGUUGGUAAUUAUUGUGCAAUACAAGAUAUGUAGGUAGUGGGUAGGAAUUGACUGUACUUAAAAUGUGACAAAAAUACGGUUGAUUUUCUGUUGAGUUGGUGUGAAAUAAGAAUCUAUAUCCUGUAUAUUUAUUUUAUUUAUAAAAUAAAAUGUAAACUUUCAUAAAA